Phalaenopsis equestris is the source of this 1124-nucleotide messenger RNA. Its product is annotated as zinc transporter 4. Gene Ontology annotation, molecular function: zinc ion transmembrane transporter activity. The record is from RefSeq and is a predicted model, not a curated record. The transcript has 3 exons. Gene Ontology annotation, cellular component: plasma membrane. The coding region runs from base 42 to 1124 and encodes 360 amino acids. NCBI's taxonomy places the organism in Eukaryota, Viridiplantae, Streptophyta, Magnoliopsida, Asparagales, Orchidaceae. Gene Ontology annotation, biological process: zinc ion transmembrane transport.
AAUUCACUCACGCCAAUCUCCCUUCUCUCUUCCCCUAAACCAUGAACCUCUCAUUUACUUCCUCCUCCUUCUUCUUCCUCCUCUUCCUCUUCCCUCUCCAAGCCCACGCUUCCUGCCAAACUACUCCCAACUCCAAUGACUUAGAAGAAUUUAAAAGCUUCGUUUCCCUCAAAUCCAUCGCCCUCGUCUCCAUCCUUGCUGCCGGAGCCGCCGGCGUCCUCAUCCCCAUUCUCGGUCGCUCCAUCCCCCUCCUCCGACCGGAAAACGACCUCUUUUUCUCCGUCAAAUCUUUCGCCGCCGGCGUCAUCCUCUCCACCGCCUUCAUCCACAUCCUCCCCGGCGCCUUCGCUCGUCUCACCUCUCCCUGCCUCCCAACCCAUCCAUGGCAGGCCUUCCCGUUCGCCGGAUUCAUCGCUAUGUUGUCAGCCAUGGGAACCAUGAUGUUGGAUUCUUUUGCCACUGGGUACUAUAAAAGAUCUCAUUUUAAAAAAGCUCGGCUCUUUGAUGACGACAUGGUGGCUGGAGAUACUGAGGCGGCUCAUGCAGGGCACCUGCACGUGCAUACUCAUGCCAGUCAUGGACACGCGCAUGGGCCGGCGUCCGGCGGAGGGUCGCCGGUGGCGGAGGCGUCGAUGGAGGAGAAAAUCCGGCACAGGGUUAUAUCACAGGUUUUGGAGUUGGGCAUUGUGGUCCAUUCUGUAAUUAUUGGAAUUUCACUGGGUACAUCUUACAGUGCGAAAACAAUAAAGCCUCUAGUGGGAGCCCUGAGUUUCCAUCAAUUCUUCGAAGGCAUUGGACUUGGUGGCUGUAUUGUUCAGGCAAAUUUUAGAGCUCGGGCAACAGUGAUAAUGGCCAUCUUCUUCUCAUUGACGGCUCCAUUUGGAAUCGCGUUGGGAAUCGCGGUCUCUUCAAGCUACAAUUCAGACAGCUCAACAGCACUUAUAAUUGAAGGUGUGUUUGAUGCAGCUUCUGCAGGGAUUCUUAUAUACAUGUCUCUCGUAGAUUUAUUAGCAGCAGAUUUUACAAACCCUAGAAUGCAGAGCAGUUUGAAGCUUCAGCUUGCAGCGCACCUCGCUCUCCUCCUUGGCUCCGGUUUCAUGUCCAUUUUAGCUAAAUGGGCAUAA